Molecule: messenger RNA, 2814 nt
Organism: Myxocyprinus asiaticus (Chinese sucker)
Lineage: Eukaryota; Metazoa; Chordata; Actinopteri; Cypriniformes; Catostomidae
Product: tripartite motif-containing protein 46-like
Exons: 12
Coding region: 313-2634 (773 amino acids)
Molecular function (GO): protein binding; zinc ion binding
Source: RefSeq, a predicted model, not a curated record
CUCUUACAUGGCUGGCUCAAUAUCCGUCAGAAUAGACCACAGCAAGCACCGUUGAAAACCCCUUGGAAUUAGCAUGGACGGCGUUAAAUUGGACCUCUCAAAUAUAUUAAACCCUCAUAAUAUCAUUAUUAAGUAAAGGUCUAUUUCACAGCAAUCCGUUUCAUUUGCAGGUACAUCGUUUACUUUUUACUUCGUGGUGCCCUGAUAAACGGUUAGUUGUUUUAAAGAAUCCAUAGACAGAGAGAAAUGGACACUGAAUAAUAACCAUAUAUUUCAUUUAGCAUUAAUUAAACAACGGGUACACGUCCAGCAAUGGCAGAUGCGGAGUUGCAAACCUUCACAUCAAUUAUGGACGCUCUCGUGCGCAUAAGCUCCAAUAUGAAGAGUAUAGAGAGAGAGCUUCAUUGUCCAGUGUGUGAGGAGAUGGUGAAGCAGCCAAUGGUGUUGCCAUGUCUACACAGUGUGUGUGUGCUGUGUGCGGCAGAGGUUUUGGUUCAGAGGGGCUACCCUCCACCCGAGCUCCCGCCAGACCCCAACACUCCGACUUCCAGCCCCAACAUGCGCUCUCCCCGACAGACACGUAGACCUCUGCCAAAAACAGACCGCCUGGACCGGGUGAUCAGGACAGUGUGUGGGACACAUCCAGGACGCAGACGUAAAGACACCCCUCCAGUGAUUAUGCUGUUCCCCUGUCCCACCUGUGGAAAGGAUGUGGAGUUGGGAGAGAGAGGGCUUGCAGACUGCCUCAGAAACAUCACAUUGGAGCGCAUCGUGGAGAGGUACAGGCAGACAGUGAGUCUUGGCAGCAUGGCAAUAACGUGCCAGUUCUGCAAGCCUCCUCAGGCUCUGGAGGCCACCAAAGGUUGCGCUGACUGCAAGUCUAACUUCUGUAAUGAGUGCUUUAAACUGUACCACCCCUGGGGCACACCACGAGCCCAACAUGAACACAUCCUUCCUACACACAGCUUCAGACCCAAGAUGUUAGUGUGCGUGGAACAUGAGCACGAAAAGUUGCAGUUUUACUGUAGGUCAUGCCAGCGCCUGUUGUGCCCACUUUGUAAGCUACGUCGUGCCCAUAGUGGCCACAAGAUCAUGCCCAUUGCAUUGGCUUACCAAACUCUAAAGGAGAAAAUCACCAAGGAGAUCAACUACAUCUUGGCCAAUCAGGAUGCUGUACAGGCACAGAUCACCCAAGUAGAGAGUGGCAUUGCUCAGACUGAGGUGAACAGCGCAGUGGCCAAGGAGCAGUUGAAUCAGUGUGUGAAUGAGUUGCGUGGGGUGCUGGCGGAGCGUCAGGGGGCAUUGGCCAUGUCACUGGAGGGGGAUCGUGCACAGCGGGCAGGGUCUCUGAAUGCACAGCUCUCAGAAAAACAGAGUCUUAUGGAAAAUGCAGGGCUGCUUACAUAUACUCAGGAGUUGCUUAAAGAAACUGAUCAACCCUGCUUUGUGCAGGCUGCCAGAGUCACACACAGCAGAUUGGUGAAAGCAAUAGAACAUAUUCAGCAUUUCUCUCUGUCUGCUGAUCCUUCAUUCCGACACUUUCAGCUGGACGUCUCCAGAGAGCUCAAAGCACUUAGCAGCAUGAACUUUAUACAAGCCCCAUUGGCUCCUGUGAUUGACACUCAAAAGACACUGGCCUAUGACCAGCUUUAUUUGUGCUGGCGCCUCCCACAGGACUCCGCUCCUGCCUGGCACUACUCAGUAGAAUAUCAGAGAAAAGUGGGUGGAGCUGGGGCAUUAUGGGGCGGAGUCCGAUCUGAGGGAGGCCCAGGAACUAAUGGCACACCCUGUUCAUGGCAACGUGUGGAUGAUGUAGGCGGGACUAGUGCAGUGAUUGACGAGCUAGAAAUGGACAGUGUGUAUGUCCUAAGAGUUAGAGGCUGUAAUAAGGCAGGCUUUGGAGAGUAUAGUGAGGAGGUGUAUCUACAUACACCACCUGCACCAGUGUUGUCGUUCUGCCUGGAUUCCCGCUGGGGCCUGCAUGCUGAGCGGGUUGCGCUGGGCAAAGGGCAGACGUAUGCCCGGAGUGUGCCCGGAUUGAAUCUGUUGCAGGCUGCUGAUCGGGCCCUUACCUCAUGCCACCUCACCUCUGACCUCCUUGUGGCUGACAUUUCCAUCACACAGGGACGUCAUUACUGGGCAUGCUCAGUGGAGCCUGGAUCCUACCUGCUCAAGGUGGGAGUGGGUUUAGAAGCAAAACUGCAGGAGUGGUUCCAUCUUCCACAAGACAUGGCAAGUCCACGGUAUGAUCCAGACAGUGGACAUGACAGUGGGGCAGAGGAUGCUCAGGACUGUCCUCCUCCAUUCUGUUUCCUCACAAUGGGCAUGGGCAAGAUCUUACUGCCAAAGUGUGGGGCAUCUAACUCUUCUACUGGCCCCCUCACUGCUCCCCUGCCACCUCGCCUUGGACUGUGUCUGGACUUUGAGAAGGGACAGCUCACUUUCUAUGAUGCACACUCUUUGCGAGUGCUGUGGGAGGGGACUGUUGAUUGCUCCGCCCCCGUUUGCCCAACCUUCUGUUUCAUUGGUGGAGGGGCUCUGCAGCUGCAGGAGCUAAUAGCCAAUCGCAGUAUAGAGCAGAACCCACCGAGGAGAGUGACCAUCCAAACACGUCCUACCGAUCUCACUCACUGAAACAAGCCAUGAGACCAUUCUAAUCAGCAUCUUGAAGCAAAUGUUCUUUUAUCAUUUUCUAUUGACUUCGUUUACCUGCUAAUUUCAUAGCUACUGAUGCAUAAAUUUGUGAUAUACUAGAUAAGGAUUAAUUUAACAACAAUCAGAGGAUAAAAUAUCCUUAUCCUUGUUUGUGAUGCU